AUGGCGUCCAAGAGGAUCCUCAAGGAGCUCAAGGACCUGCAGAAGGACCCUCCCACCUCAUGCAGCGCAGGUCCUGUAGGUGAGGACAUAUUUUUGGUGAACAUUCAUUUCCCACCGGAUUACCCCUUCAAGCCCCCGAAGGUCUCUUUCCGCACCAAGGUGUUCCACCCAAACAUCAACAGCAACGGCAGCAUUUGCCUUGACAUUCUCAAGGAACAGUGGAGCCCGGCUUUGACCAUAUCAAAGGUCCUCCUGUCAAUCUGUUCGUUGCUGACGGACCCCAACCCCGAUGAUCCCCUGGUGCCUGAGAUCGCUCACAUGUACAAGACUGAUCGGGCCAAGUAUGAGUCCACGGCACGCUCCUGGACACAGAAGUAUGCCAUGGGCUAG
Triticum turgidum subsp. durum (durum wheat) is the source of this 390-nucleotide messenger RNA. The record is from the annotation of a GenBank genome assembly. Lineage: Eukaryota; Viridiplantae; Streptophyta; Magnoliopsida; Poales; Poaceae.